CGAAUAAAUAAAUACCAAACCUCCCCUUCCAAACGCGUCAACUACACCUCUUGAAUUUUCAUCACCAUGAAGGGUUCAACCAUUUCACCGUCUCUGAUCUCCCUCUGUCUCACUGUGUCGCUCUUGUGUGCCACUUUUGCGUACCAAAUAGAGCAGUACUGCUAUCCCAAGUCUUCUCAUGGAUCCAUGAUUCCAAACCAACCAGAAAAAAAACAAGGACAAGAUGAGUUCAAAGAUAAUGCUUUUAAGACGUUAAACGCCAUCAAAGUGGACAGAAAACCACCAUUAACCAGACAACCGGUUGAAAGCAUGGAUGCGCAUAAACCAUCUUAUAAAGUCCCCAAAAAGUCUGAGGACAAACAAUUGUUAGAUGGUGAUUUUGCGGUCGUUGACCUUGAGAUUGUAGACCAUGGAGAGUAUGUUCUGAAGAUUAAGAAGCUUAAUCUAAGUUCAACCAAUGAGGAUGAGGUACAAAGGGCUAACCAGAUGGCUCAAAAUGGAGCCAUGUUGUUACUUUACGGAGAGAUGCUUCUAGAGAUGGGAGAGAAAUUGAUGGCUCACUCCCAAUCAUCCAUUUACUCCAUAUUUAAAAUGCCUACGCCUCCUAAAUUGAAGUAUGAUCGAUGAUUAAUCAUAACUAAUAAGCUUUCACACACACAAAAAUAAACACCAAGUAGCUAGCUAGCUAGGUUUUGCAUUGUAUUUUCCUUUCUUAGUUUGAGAAUUAUUUUUAAUCCCUUUUUCCCCGUGACUUAUUGUUUGCUACGGAGUGUUUGUGUUUCGACAUUACAUUAUUAUAAGAAAUUGGUAAAAUAGGAUCAAGUACAUAGUGUUGUCUGACAUGUUAUGAGAACAAGACCUUUCAAAA
Molecule: messenger RNA, 868 nt
Organism: Cajanus cajan (pigeon pea)
Lineage: Eukaryota; Viridiplantae; Streptophyta; Magnoliopsida; Fabales; Fabaceae
Source: RefSeq, a predicted model, not a curated record